AUAGGUUUGCAUGAAGUCACUUUAUUACGCUUGACUACAGUGUAGGAGUGUUUUCUCUUCACGGAAGUUGUUUUGCAGCGAUUUAAUCCAAAAACGUGUUCCUUUUGAAAUCGGUUUGCAAGACCUUGCCUGAUAUGGACUCUGAUCCUCGUCACGCUGAAGAUGUCCACAACGCGGCAGCAGAACUGUGGCGGAAGUAUUUGUUCAAGGGGCGACUGGUUGAGCCCGUGUCCAGUCCAACAUCUCCCGUGGAUGUUCCGUCUUUCCCUCGCCAUCAGUGCCACCUUGCGGACUGGCAGUUUCCUCUUCAAUCCUCAAAUGGAAUUCUCCGCUCACUCCCACAGGACCCGUUCCUCGGCCUGACAAUCCGUGGCUACUUGUUCCGAGGAGUCAUAAACUCAGGUGGAUCAGCUACUAUAUACAAUGUGUUUAAAGAUGGCAAGGUGUUUGCAGCGAAAGUGUCCCACCCAAGAAACACCAACCCAAGUGAACCAUCAAAAUUAUGGGCCAAUGAAUUCAACAUGCUCAAUCAGCUUCAGCACAAUAACAUUAUCAGGGCCUAUGAAAUAUUUGAACACAAGGGACGCCAGGUCUUGAUACUCGAGUAUGUCGGCGGAUGUAACCUGGCGGAAUUCAUGACCAGGAGGGGCGUGGCUGGGACACAAAGGGCGAUCAAGAAAAUCAUGAAACAAGUUUUGGAAGUUCUUCAAUAUCUCCAUAAACAUAACGUCGCCCAUCGGGACAUAACACCAUCCCACAUUCUCAUUGGACAGAGUGGAAAGGUCAAAAUAAUAAACUUUGGCGACGCGACCAGGCUUGGCACAAACAGCUCUUAUCUUAACCGCGAGACAGAAGAACAUUAUCCACAAAACGAGUCAACGAAUGUUCAAGAUGAUAUUAUCAAGUCAUUUGAUAUAUGGAAGUUUGGGGCGUCUAUAUAUGAAACCCUGUCAGGGAAAACACCUCACUUUAUGAGACCAAACCACAGUAAGCUGGACGUAUCUGCCAUUCACAGAGCUGACAAACAGCUGAUGUCGCUCAUGAAGAAGUGUUUGGAUGUGAAUCCCUUGUCUCGAAUUACAGCAAAACUUGCUCUAAAACAUGACUAUUUCAAACGGUUUUUCAAUUAUCCUCGUCACGCUGAAGAUGUCCACAACGCGGCAGCAGAACUGUGGCGGAAGUAUUUGUUCAAGGGACGACUGGUUGAACCCGUGUCCAGUCCAACACCUCCCGUGGAUGUUCCGUCUUUCCCUCGCCAUCAGUGCCACCUUGCGGACUGGCAGUUUCCUCUUCAAUCAUCAAAUGGAAUUCUCCGCUCACUCCCACAGGACCCGUUCCUCGGCCUGACAAUCCGUGGCUACUUGUUCCGAGGAGUCAUAAACUCAGGUGGAUCAGCUACUAUAUACAAUGUGUUUAAAGAUGGCAAGGUGUUUGCAGCGAAAGUGUCCCACCCAAGAAACACCAACCCAAGUGAACCAUCAAAAUUAUGGGCCAAUGAACUCAACAUGCUCAAUCAGCUUCAGCACAAUAACAUUAUCAGGGCCUAUGAAAUAUUUGAACACAAGGGACGCCAGGUCUUGAUACUCGAGUAUGUCGGCGGAUGUAACCUGGCGGAAUUCAUGACCAGGAGGGGCGUGGCUGGUUCACAAAGGGCGAUCAAGAAAAUCAUGAAACAAGUUUUGGAAGUUCUUCAAUAUCUCCAUAAACAUAACGUCGCCCAUCGGGACAUAACACCAUCCCACAUUCUCAUUGGACAGAGUGGAAAGGUCAAAAUAAUAAACUUUGGCCACGCGACCAGGCUUGGCACAAACAGCUCUUAUCUUAACCGCGAGACAGAAGAACAUUAUCCACAGAACGAGUCAACGAAUGUUCAAGAUGAUAUUAUCAAGUCAUUUGAUAUAUGGAAGUUUGGGGCGUCUAUAUAUGAAACCCUGUCAGGGAAAACACCUCACUUUAUGAGACCAAACCACAGUAAGCUGGACGUAUCUGCCAUUCACAGAGCUGACAAACAGCUGAUGUCGCUCAUGAAGAAGUGUUUGGAUGUGAAUCCCUUGUCUCGAAUUACAGCAAAACUUGCUCUAAAACACGUCUAUUUCAAACGGUUUUUCAAUUAAUUCCCUAACCUUAUUCUAACUUCACAAAUUCAAUUCAAAUUGUUACAGUACACAAUGUCAUGUCAAUCCUCUUCUGCCUAAUCAGUAAAAUCCUUAAUUAAAAUGUAAAUUUCUGUUCAUUAUAAACUUUGUAGUGGAAUGUUUCCGGACGAGAUGCUGUCACUGUUUUAUUGGAAUAUCAGUUGUUUGUGAACCAAUACAAUCAAACACAUCA
Haliotis rubra (blacklip abalone) is the source of this 2328-nucleotide messenger RNA. RefSeq names its product putative ribosomal protein S6 kinase alpha-1. Gene Ontology annotation, biological process: mitotic DNA damage checkpoint signaling; protein phosphorylation. The record is from RefSeq and is a predicted model, not a curated record. Bases 135 to 2114 code for a protein of 659 amino acids. NCBI's taxonomy places the organism in Eukaryota, Metazoa, Mollusca, Gastropoda, Lepetellida, Haliotidae. Gene Ontology annotation, molecular function: protein serine/threonine kinase activity; ATP binding. The transcript is spliced from 3 exons. Gene Ontology annotation, cellular component: nucleus.